AUGGCGCCGAUUCUUUCGUGGCCGUUAACGAUGCUGGUCUUCUCGAACGAGUUUCCUCUUAUCGGUGUUUAUGCAGUGCAUGCGGUCGUCACUCUACUGCUAUCGAUAUUAUUUGCGAUCUUUCAUCGUGACCGUCCUCAGCACCAUCCAUGGGUGAACGGAUUAGAAUUGAAUCGUAUCGUAGCAGGAAAAGUGCAGCCGAUUGUGAUGGUAGCAGCUGGUCUGACCAACAGGUGGUCAUGCUGUUCGUCUACGGCUCAUGUACGAGUAUGGAAUAGCAUUAGCGCUGGUCUUACAGCUCUACUCUUCAUCGCUCUCCCGAUCGUGUUCCAUCUUCAAGAACCGUCAGCGUGA
Messenger RNA from Cooperia oncophora, 354 nucleotides. NCBI's taxonomy places the organism in Eukaryota, Metazoa, Nematoda, Chromadorea, Rhabditida, Trichostrongylidae. The record is from the annotation of a GenBank genome assembly.